AUGCCCACCCUCCAAACCAGCACCCUCGCCUUCCUCGGCGGCGGCAACAUGGCCUCGGCCAUCAUCUCCGGCCUGCUGCGCCAAUCCGUGCCCGCAACCAACAUCCACGUCUCCGAGCCGUGGGAAGUCAACCGGAACAAGAUCGCCGCGCUGGGCGUGAACACCACGACAUCCAACACCGAGGCCGCCUCCGCCGCCGACGUCGUCAUUCUGGCCGUGAAGCCGCAAGUCGCGAAGACCGUGUGCGAGGAACUUCGUGAGGAAUGGACGGCCACGGCGCGGGAGAAGUUCCCGAUUGUGGUGAGCAUUGCGGCGGGAAUCACGUUGGAGAGUUUGCAGAAGUGGUUGAGUGUUGAGGGUGGGAAGGUGGCGCCGGUGGUGAGGGUUAUGCCGAAUACGCCGGCGUUGGUGACGGAGGGGGCUAGUGGUGCGUUUGCCGGGGUGGAGGUUAGUAAGGAGGAUAAGGGUUUGGUUGAGGCGUUGUUGGGGAGUGUGAGUCGGGUUACGGAGUGGGUGGAUAAGGAGGAGUUGUUGGAUGUUGUUACGGGGUUGUCUGGAUCCGGUCCGGCGUAUUUCUUCGCUAUGGUUGAGCAUCUUGUUGCUAGUGCGACUGCUCUCGGUUUGACGAAGGAGCAGGCUACGAGGCUGGCGGCGCAGACUUGUCUCGGUGCUGGAAAGAUGCUCGUUGAGUCGGAUGAUGAGCCCGCACAGCUGAGGAAGAACGUUACUAGUCCGAAUGGCACGACGUAUGCGGCGUUGCAGACUUUUGAGAAGCUGAACUUUGCGGAUAUCGUGGAUCAGGCGGUUAAGGCGGCCACGGAUAGAGCUGCGGAGUUGGGUGAGAGCUUGGGAAAGCAGUAA
Aspergillus niger is the source of this 861-nucleotide messenger RNA. RefSeq lists its product as uncharacterized. Lineage: Eukaryota; Fungi; Ascomycota; Eurotiomycetes; Eurotiales; Aspergillaceae. Gene Ontology annotation, biological process: L-proline biosynthetic process. Gene Ontology annotation, molecular function: pyrroline-5-carboxylate reductase activity. The record is from RefSeq and is a predicted model, not a curated record. Bases 1 to 861 code for a protein of 286 amino acids. The transcript is spliced from 2 exons.